Molecule: messenger RNA, 210 nt
Organism: Rotaria sp. Silwood2
Lineage: Eukaryota; Metazoa; Rotifera; Eurotatoria; Philodinida; Philodinidae
Source: the annotation of a GenBank genome assembly
AUGCGUGGAUGUGCUGUACGUGGUCGUGUAAGUCGAAAACAAGGCCGUGAUUGUAUUGAACGUGUCGGUACAUGGAAAACAAAAAUGUGGUAUUGUCAAUGUGACAAUAAAGAUGGUUGUAAUGGAAGUACAAAUAAACAAAUAUCGGCUAUGACUAUUGUAUUAUUUAUUAGUCUUAUUUAUUGGCAUUGGAUGUUUAUUAUUACAUAG